AUGCGGACAGGACCCCCCAGGACCACAGCCCCCCAGGGCGCCCCAGGACUGCAGCCCCCUGCUGCUGGGGAGCGGGCGUUGGGGCGCUGCCGGCUGGGCUCCCCUUGUUCAGGGCACCCCGUGCGCGGCACCGCCCCGGUCACACGCGACCGCAGCCGUCACGUGCGGGGCGGGAGGGGGCGGGGCCUCGAGGGGGGCGGGGCGAAGCACCCGGAAGCGGCGCCGGUGGCCGAGCGGCCCGGGCAGGUCCCGACCCGGGCCCGGUGCGGCGGGCGCGGAGGAGCCGAGCCCCGGCCUCCCUCGGGACGCGGCGGGGCCCAUGGCCAACGGGGCCGCGCCGCCCGGCCGCGUUUCGGAAGCAGAGGCCGGGCCGGGGACUGCCCGCCCGCCUGCCCCGCGGCCCCUCGGGCUGCUGCCGACCGCGGGCGGCCCGCCCCGGGCCGGAGAGGGCGGCUGCCGGUAGCCAUAGGGCCCGCGGGGGGAGCCGGCGUGGACACGGAGGGAGCCGCGAGCUGCCUGCGGCCGCUGGGCGAGCUGAGGACGCGCAGCAUGAUGGAGUCCCGCAUCAAGCGGCUUGCCACGACAUUGAUGGAUGCCACGACAGAUAAGGACCCGCUGGUCCAGGAGCAGAUCUACAACGCUUUGUGCUACCUGGGGGAGUCUGAGCCAGAGGAGAUCCUCCACUCCUGCGACGAGUACCUGCGGCAGCAUGACAAGCUGGCCUAUCCUCACCGCGUCAUCAUCCUGAAGGCGAUGGAAACCGUGGUGAAGAACAACAUUGCCAGCUUGGACAAAAGCACGGCGAAGGUGGUCAUCUUCCUGGCGUCUAAUGAAAUGACCAAGUCAAAG
This is a messenger RNA of Cygnus atratus (black swan), 849 nucleotides long. RefSeq names its product translation initiation factor IF-2-like. The annotation marks the transcript as partial. Lineage: Eukaryota; Metazoa; Chordata; Aves; Anseriformes; Anatidae. The record is from RefSeq and is a predicted model, not a curated record. The transcript is spliced from 5 exons.